AUGGCGCUGGUAACCCUGAACGUCUACGACAUCACGAACACGAAGUCUGACUUAACCAACGCGACGAUUCAACACCUGAACACGUUAACGAAGGACACGUUCAACGCGGGCGGGAUAUUUCACGGCGGGAUUGAAGUGCACGGGUACGAAUAUUCCUACGGCUAUUGCGAAGAAGGGACCGGCGUGUACCCGUGUCAACCAAAAAUGAACAGCGCGUACGUUUUUCGGGAGUCUAUUCCGCUAGGGGUGACGAGCGCAGACGCGACGAAAGUGAGAGCGAUAGUGGCGGUGAUGAAAGCCAGCUGGCCAGGGAACGAGUACGAGUUAUUUUCGAAGAAUUGUAACACGUUUUGCGAGGCGUUUACGAAGGCGUUGGGCGUUCCUCCGCCGCCGGAUUGGUUAAAUAGAUUUGCAACGAACGCGAACGGCGCGGUGAAUGCGCUUUCAAACGCGAAAGAGGCGAUGCGAGAGGGUAUCGAGAGCGUCGGGCAGAGCGUACAUAACGGGUUGAUGUGGAUGGCGAGCGGUUUUACGUUGACUCAAAUCGACGCGAAUAGCGACGCGAACGUAAAGACGAACACAAAAACAACAGACCCAAAAAAGGGAGGCGCGAACGCGGACGAUCAAACGACCACAACCACCACCCCAGGUGGCACGCCUCGAACGAUUCGCUUAUCGAAUCAACCGCCGCCAAACGGAGAAAUUCCGCGCGAUAUCGUUCGAGACUUGGAGUAA
Messenger RNA from Bathycoccus prasinos, 735 nucleotides. RefSeq lists its product with no specific name. Gene Ontology annotation, molecular function: deubiquitinase activity. Gene Ontology annotation, biological process: protein deubiquitination. The record is from RefSeq and is a predicted model, not a curated record. The transcript has a single exon. The coding region runs from base 1 to 735 and encodes 244 amino acids. NCBI's taxonomy places the organism in Eukaryota, Viridiplantae, Chlorophyta, Mamiellophyceae, Mamiellales, Bathycoccaceae.